CAGGCAUGGGGGAGGCCCGGACUCGCACCGGAGCGUCGGCUGAUGGGCUAGCUCCCGCAGGGUCGCCGAUGCCGGAGGCCGGCGUGGAGGCGGAGGUGGCGAAGCUGCUGCCCUUCCUGGCGCCCGCGGCGCGGGCGGACCUGCAGGCGGAGGCGGUGCGGCACGUGCUGGCGCUGACCGGCUCCGGGCCCGGUCGGACGCUGCUGGCCGGCCAGGCGGCGCUGCUGCGGGCGCUGGUCGACCUGGCGGAGGCCGCGGCCCCGGCCCCGGCCCGCGACGCCGCUCGUGCGCUCGUCAACCUGGCUGCCGAGCCCGGCCUACACGGUCCGCUCCUGGAGGCCGAGCCCGCGCUGCCUGCCCGCCUCCUGGGCCGCGCGUUGGACCCAGAGUGGCCCUGGGCCGAGGAGGCGGCCGCCGUGCUGGCCAACCUCAGCCGCGAGCCGGCGCCGUGUGACGCGCUGAUGGCCGCGCUGGCGGCUGAGGAGCCGGGAGGGCCAGGCCUGGAGCGGCUGGUGCACGCGCUGUGCACGCCCGACUACAACCCCCGGGCGCCCCUGCAUUACUUGGGGCCGGUGCUCUCCAACCUCAGCCAGGGUCCCGCGGCGCGGGCGUUCCUGCUGGACCGCGAGAGGUGCGUGGUCCAGCGGCUGCUGCCCCUUGCCCAAUUCCCAGACUCCUCGGUGCGCAGGGGCGGGGUGGUGGGGACUCUCCGAAACUGCUGCUUCGAGCAUCGACACCACGAGUGGUUGCUUGGGCCCCAGGUGGACAUUCUCCCCUUCUUGCUGCUGCCCUUGGCUGGGCCUGAAGACUUCUCUGAGGAGGAGAUGGAGCGGCUGCCAGUGGACCUGCAGUACCUGCCCCCAGACAAGCAGCGGGAGCCCGAUGCUGACAUCCGCAAGAUGCUGGUGGAGGCCGUCAUGCUGCUGACAGCCACGGCCGCUGGACGCCAGCAGGUGAGGCGCCAGGGAGCCUACCUGAUCCUGCGUGAGCUACACAGCUGGGAGCCGGAGCCCGACGUGCAGGGGGCUUGUGAGAAACUCAUUCAGGUGCUCAUUGGGGAUGAGCCAGAGCCGGGCAUGGAAAACCUGCUGGAGGUACAGGUGCCUGAGGACGUGGAGAGGCGGCUGCAGCAGCUGGACCACCAGGAGCGGGAGCAGCACACCCGGGGGCAGCCAGAGGAGCCGGCCCCGGAACCACAAGCAGAGGGGGCUACACCCACCUGAGGCCCUGGCUCCCCACCCCCAGCUCCAGGCCCACCUUGGCCAGCCCAUCCGUCCAGGCCUUCCAGACCAGGCCUUCCUGCAGGCUUCCGGGUCUCCUUGCUCAGAGCGCUAUUCCCUGCUGAAAGGUGUAGGUACACUUACGCUCAGGGUGGGGCGUCUGGGACGAAUGUGCGGUAAAUGUGGGGGGUCAGGGCGCUUCAUGCCCCGUUGCUUCCUGCAACACAGGUUGUUCAGACCAGUGCUGGUCAGACGGAGCUAGUCAGGCUCUGUGACUCUCAGGCACUUCCAGGAGACGGCCGCGGGGGCUGGGCAGAAACCAGUACAAGCCUGAACAACCCCUGAGGGCACUACAGAGGUCUGGGCAUCCAGGUGUAAGCAAGGCCUUUUGCUGCCAGUCCCACCCCGCACCUUCCAUUCUGGGUCCUUAGCUAGCCCUGCCUGAGAUCCAGCCUCAGAGGACUGACAUCUUGAGACUGUCACCAGCUGCAGCCUGUCCUGGGAUCUCCUAAGGCUGCAGCCCCUGGUUUGUCCUUGGAGCACUUGCUGGGUGCUGUCUGCCUCCUCUCCACCAUCCUGCUCCGCCUGUGCUUGGAGACUGCCCUCAGCCCCCUGCUAGUUUGUCCAGCCCAGAACUGAUGUGACAAGCUACGUCUGCAUUAACUACGCUCUAGCCGUGGUCAGUUUCCUUGACUUGCACGGCCCCUUGCCUCCCCGGUGCACCUUUAGCCUCGCUCUUUGCCGAGCCUUUUUCCUUAGCACCCUCUGUCUCCUUGGAGCCCCACUGGGUCCAAGAAACUUGUUUUCCCCCAGCUCCUUGUGUGGGCUUCUGUGUUCUGCAGCUGCCAAGCCUGGUAGGCUGUCCACAUGGCCCUCCCCGUGCCCUGCUCCCUCCCUGCCACCAUCUCCGGGGUAGGACUCCUUUGCACUCUGGCACAGGAGUGCAGCCUGACGCCCUGAGUGUUCCAGCACCCUCUCUCCAUGUGCCCUCAGUCCUGUCACUGCCUCCAGAGCUGGAGGUCCACUUCAGUUCCUCCCAUCGAGCCUGGGUGCAUCACGGAAACAAGGGGUCUCUUUCCUCUCUGGUACCCUCUGUAUUUUUCUCCUCCUCCCGAUUAAAUCUGUGAUGUGGA
Neogale vison (American mink) is the source of this 2353-nucleotide messenger RNA. It is a transcript of the gene HGH1, whose product is annotated as HGH1 homolog. The coding region runs from base 6 to 1223 and encodes 405 amino acids. The transcript is spliced from 6 exons. The record is from RefSeq and is a predicted model, not a curated record. Lineage: Eukaryota; Metazoa; Chordata; Mammalia; Carnivora; Mustelidae.